This is a messenger RNA of Syzygium oleosum, 1920 nucleotides long. RefSeq names its product cysteine-rich receptor-like protein kinase 44. NCBI's taxonomy places the organism in Eukaryota, Viridiplantae, Streptophyta, Magnoliopsida, Myrtales, Myrtaceae. The record is from RefSeq and is a predicted model, not a curated record. Gene Ontology annotation, molecular function: ATP binding; protein kinase activity. The transcript has 6 exons. Gene Ontology annotation, biological process: protein phosphorylation. The coding region runs from base 9 to 1373 and encodes 454 amino acids.
GUCUCGUCAUGCUUCCAUUUAUGCGAAGCUCGAAGCGCAACUACUUCGACUGCGAACGUUUCUUCCCUUCCGUCGAGCUGACGAUUUGCUCCGGAAAUUCCAACUUCCGCCUCCUCCUCUCGCCGGACCACCGCCUGCGCGCCGCCGCCUCCGCCAUCUCCGGCCCGCCGAUGUCAUGUCUUGCGCGAGCGAUGGCGAUCUUCUCGAGCCUCUACGCGUGCCUCAAGAGGCACAAGCCGGCGGCCUGCGGCGGCGGCGGCGCCGGGAGGGCCGGGGAGGAGGAAGUUGAGGACGAGUCCUCCCCCAGCCUCUUCUUCGACCUCCGGACGCUCCAGGUCGCCACUGGCUUCUUCUCCGAGCUGAACCAGCUCGGUCACGGCGGUUUCGGUCCCGUUUUCAAGGGGUUGAUGCCCAAUGGCCAAGAAAUAGCUGUAAAGAAGCUGUCUCUCACUUCAAGACAGGGAAUGAGAGAAUUCACUAACGAGGUGAAACUAUUAUUGAAAAUUCAGCACAGAAACCUCGUCAUGCUGAUGGGCUGUUGUGUGGAAGGACCGGAAAAGAUGCUGGUUUAUGAGUAUCUGUCAAACAGGAGCCUUGACUGUUUCCUUUUUGCUAAAGAAAAGGCUGCGUCACUGGAUUGGAUAACUCGGUUCCGAAUAAUUACUGGGGUGGCAAGAGGUCUGCUAUACCUGCAUGAAGAAGCCCCUGAAAGGAUUAUCCAUAGAGACAUUAAGGCUAGUAACAUAUUGCUUGAUGAUCAGUUGAAUCCCAAAAUUUCAGAUUUUGGUUUGGCGAGGCUUUUUCCUGGUGAUGACACGCAUCUGAAUACAUUUAAGAUAUCCGGGACUUAUGGUUACAUGGCUCCUGAAUAUGCAAUGCGUGGAUAUUUGUCCGUGAAAACUGACGUUUUUAGCUACGGAGUUCUGGUGUUAGAGAUUGUAAGUGGGAGAAAGAAUCAUGACAGCCAACUCGGUGGAGAAAAAACGGACCUCCUGAGUUAUACAUGGAAGCUCUUUCAGCAAGGGAAGUCAUUGGAUCUAGUGGACUCAAGCCUCGCCAAAUACAACCCUGAUGAGGCAGCAAUGAGUAUUCAGCUUGGGUUGCUAUGCUGUCAAGCAAGUUAUGUGGAAAGGCCGGAUAUGAACUCGGUGCACCUCAUGCUUUCUAGUGAUUCAUUCACAUUGCCCAGACCAGGAAAACCUGGGCUUCAAGGGCGAACGGGACGUUGGACGACUACUACGACUUCCGCAUUCACCAACACUAAUGCGAGCAGUACCCAAACUGGAGCUACUAAAGUUUCUACUGGUAGCAGCCUUAUUGAGGAGUAUUCUAGAAAUUCAAUCUCCAUUUCCUCCAUUGAUGAAGGCAGAUGACCUCAGCUUGAUAGGCUAGAGCAUUGAUUGGCUUAUAAUAUCUCUGGGAAAUGCAUUGUUUUAUUGUUGUGGAAGCCGUUCAUUGACGAGGUUACGGGAGAGCAUGGUGCUUCGCGCGGUUUGCAGAGUUGCCGAAGAGAAUGUCCACAGUUCAAGUACACUCUGUAGACACAGAUUGAGUUCUAGGCCGGAGGGUGUCCUUCCAGUUCCGAUUUCUUGAAGUUCUGUCAGCAUCCGUUCAUGGUCUCUCAGUUCCACCCCAGACAAGCCAUGUUUCAUAGGAUACUUGAGGCAAUACUGUUGGAUAACGGAUGGUUCAAACUUAUUUCCGGUGUUCGCGGGUGCGCUUGAUUCCAGAGUGAAUGGACAUGGUCUGACCGGGAAAAUUAGCACUAACUUGCAUCUGAGGAAAAUUAGUGAUGCCCAUGGCCUCUUCUAACCGUUGGAUGAGCAUAGAAUUUUAAUAAAUUAUUGGGAAAAUGACACAAAAAGUCCUUGAAUGUUGGGUCAAUGUGGAAUAUGGUCUCUGAACUUUUAAUUUAAUCAA